AUUCGGCACCCGAGUCGCUUCGCGUUCCCAGAAUGCACCGCCAGUCCGCGGGAAACCAAAAUGGCGAAGGGUUGUAGCGAAGUGGGCUGUGUUUGAGGCCGGUGUAAGGACGCUCACUCUGCCCCCCAACUCUCGUCCCCAGGACCUCGGUUUGUGCGCGUGUAUGUGCGGGGUGCCCGGUGGGGCGGGUGCCCAGUAAGUGCUCGGACUCGCAGGGGAAGCGCCCACGGGGUCGUGAUUGGUUGUUUUUUCCUGUAUGAAGCGGUUGGCACCACUGAAGUGACCGAAUGAGAGACUCUACAGGGGCAGGUAAUUCACUGGUCCACAAGCGGUCUCCUUUACGUCGAAACCAAAAGACCCCAACAUCCUUGACCAAGCUGUCUUUACAGGAUGGACAUAAAGUCAAAAAGCCAGCAUGUAAAUUUGAAGAGGGUCAGGAUGUCCUAGCUAGAUGGUCAGAUGGCUUGUUUUAUCUUGGAACUAUCAAAAAGAUAAACAUAUUGAAGCAGAGCUGCUUCAUCAUAUUUGAAGACAGUUCUAAAUCCUGGGUUCUCUGGAAGGACAUUCAAACAGGAGCCACUGGAAGUGGGGAGAUGGUCUGUACAAUAUGUCAAGAAGAGUAUUCAGAAGCUCCCAAUGAAAUGGUUAUAUGUGAUAAGUGUGGCCAAGGAUAUCAUCAGUUGUGUCACACACCUCAUAUUGAUUCCAGUGUGAUUGAUUCAGAUGAAAAAUGGCUCUGUCGACAGUGUGUUUUUGCAACAACAACAAAGAGGGGUGGUGCGCUUAAGAAAGGACCAAAUGCCAAAGCAUUGCAAGUCAUGAAGCAGACAUUACCCUAUAGUGUGGCAGACCUUGAAUGGGAUGCAGGUCAUAAAACCAAUGUCCAGCAAUGUUACUGCUAUUGUGGAGGCCCUGGAGACUGGUAUUUAAAGAUGCUGCAGUGCUGCAAAUGUAAACAGUGGUUUCAUGAAGCUUGUGUGCAAUGCCUUCAAAAGCCAAUGCUAUUUGGAGACAGGUUUUAUACGUUUAUUUGCUCUGUCUGCAGUUCUGGACCAGAAUACCUCAAACGUCUACCAUUACAAUGGGUAGAUAUAGCACACCUAUGCCUUUACAACCUAAGUGUUAUUCACAAGAAGAAAUACUUUGAUUCUGAACUUGAGCUUAUGACAUACAUUAAUGAAAAUUGGGAUAGAUUGCACCCUGGAGAGCUGGCAGACACACCAAAAUCUGAAAGAUAUGAGCAUGUUCUGGAGGCAUUAAAUGAUUACAAGACCAUGUUUAUGUCUGGGAAAGAAAUAAAGAAGAAGAAGCAUUUGUUUGGGUUGCGAAUUCGUGUUCCUCCUGUGCCACCAAAUGUGGCUUUCAAAGCAGAGAAAGAACCUGAAGGAACUUCCCAUGAAUUUAAAAUUAAAGGCAGAAAGGCAUCCAAACCUAUAUCUGAUUCAAGGGAAGUAAGCAAUGGCAUAGAAAAAAAAGGAAAGAAAAAAUCUGUAGGUCGUCCACCUGGCCCAUAUACAAGAAAAAUGAUUCAGAAAACUGCUGAGCCACCUUUGGAUAAGGAAUCAAUUUCAGAGAAUCCUACUUUGGAAUUACCUUGUUCUAUAGGGAGAACUGAGGGAACUGCACAUUCAUCCAAUACCUCAGAUGUGGAUUUCACGGGUGCUUCCAGUGCAAAAGAAACUACCUCGUCUAGUAUUUCCAGGCAUUAUGGAUUAUCUGACUCCAGAAAAAGAACUCGUACAGGAAGAUCUUGGCCUGCUGCAAUACCACAUUUACGGAGGAGAAGGGGUCGUCUUCCAAGAAGAGCACUCCAGACUCAGAACUCAGAAAUUGUAAAAGAUGAUGAAGGCAAAGAAGAUUACCAAUUUGAUGAACUCAACACAGAGAUUUUGAAUAACUUAGCAGAUCAGGAGUUACAACUCAAUCAUCUAAAAAACUCCAUUACCAGUUAUUUUGGUGCUGCAGGUAGAAUAGCAUGUGGUGAAAAAUACCGAGUAUUGGCUCGUCGGGUGACACUUGAUGGAAAGGUGCAGUAUCUUGUGGAAUGGGAAGGGGCAACUGCAUCCUGACUGUAGGACUGAACAUUAUGUUCACUGCACUCUCAUUUUCUGUAGGUACAGUUCAAAGCCGUAAAGGAGUCUGGCUUUUACUUUCUUAAAAAAAAAAAAAAGGUAAAAAAAAUCACAUAAGGAGAUAAUACUAGCCUUAACAUGUACUUGUCAAUGUUAUGGAUAUUGUCAUAAAAAGAUAUCUUUUAAAAAUCAGAACAGAGACUUAAUUUUUUAAAUCUUAAGAUUUGUAGAAUGUUUCUAGGAUAGGAUAUUAAAAAUGAUUCAAAUCCA
Messenger RNA from Hippopotamus amphibius kiboko, 2342 nucleotides. RefSeq names its product metal response element binding transcription factor 2 (gene MTF2). Gene Ontology annotation, biological process: chromatin organization; regulation of DNA-templated transcription. Bases 288 to 2069 code for a protein of 593 amino acids. Gene Ontology annotation, cellular component: nucleus. The transcript is spliced from 15 exons. The record is from RefSeq and is a predicted model, not a curated record. Lineage: Eukaryota; Metazoa; Chordata; Mammalia; Artiodactyla; Hippopotamidae. Gene Ontology annotation, molecular function: DNA binding; chromatin binding.